AUGGCUAGCAGGAGAACCGCAAGUCAAUUUCUAGUUCUUCUUUCCCUUCUUUUGUUAACUAAAUCAGUGUUCCUUCAAGCUGCAGAGUCCAACUCUAGUUCUGUGAAUAUUGGCAGCUGUAUUGAGAGGGAGAGGAAAGCAUUGCUUGAAUUCAGAAAAGGUCUCAAAGAUCCUUCAGGUUGGCUUUCGUCUUGGGUUGGAGAGGAUUGUUGUAACUGGACCGGGAUAAGCUGCAGCAAUAAGACGGGCAACGUUGUCAAGCUUGACCUCAAAAGUCUUGACGUUUGCAGCUCGGUAGGAGAAAUUCAAGCAGAUAACAACCGAUCAUGCCUGGGCGGUACGUUAAAUCCAUCUUUACUUAAUUUGACAUAUUUGAGUUACCUGGACAUGAGCGGGAACAAUUUCCAAGGAAUUCCUGUCCCAGAAUUCAUAGGUUCACUCAAGAACUUGAGGUACCUUGACCUCUCGGGAGCUUCCUUUAAUGGCAAGGUUCCUCCUAGUCUCGGAAAUCUGUCUAACUUGGAAUAUCUUGAUCUAUCGAUGUAUUUGUUCCCUUUGAGGCUAUGGGCUUCAGAUUUAAACUGGCUUUUUGGUCUCUCUUCUAUUAAAUAUCUUGAUCUUGGCAACAUGAACCUUAGCAAGGCAGCAACUAAUUGGUUGCAAGCUGUUAAUAUGCUUCCUUCCCUGACGAAGUUGCGCUUGUCGGGCUGUGAACUUAAUGGUUUCCCCGAGUCUUUGACAUUUGUAAAUUUUACUUCCCUUGCAGUCCUUGAUCUCUCUUAUAACAACUUCAGCUCUUCAAUACCUCGCUGGUUAUUUAAUAUAAGCACCCUUGAGGAGGUUGAGUUAUAUAACUGUGAAAUUAAAGGUUCCAUACCCAAGGUUUUAAGGGGAAGCCUGUGCAACCUAUGGAGGAUGGAUCUGUCAUAUAACGUGAUUAGUGGCGAAAUAAAUGAAUUCAUAGAGGCUUUGGCUGGGUGCAGCAAUAAUACCUUCGACUACUUAGAUUUGAGUGCAAAUAAUCUCAAAGGAAACUUGCCUGAGUCCUUGGGCUUCCUAAAGUGUUUAGACUACCUUCGACUAGCCCAAAACUCAUUCUCAGGUUCACUCCCAAGGUCAAUAGGGAAUCUGUCAAGUUUGACAGUGGUGGAUCUAUCUUUCAACUCAAUGAAUGGGACAAUUUUAGAAAGCAUUGGACAACUCAAAAGGCUAUAUGAACUUAAUCUUUAUGGAAAUUCAUGGGAAGGGAUCAUCACCGAAAAUCUUUUUCAGAACCUCUCAAGAUUAUCCUCUUUUUACAUAUCAUCCACAAGCAAAUCUGUGAUCUUCAACUUGAGACGAGAUUGGAUUCCUUCUUUCAGUCUUGAUUACAUCGCAGUCAGUGAUUGCCAAUUGGGUCCUGCAUUUCCAUCAUGGCUUAGAACUCAAGUAGAUGAUUCUACACUCACACUUUCCGGUGCCGGUAUUUCAGACGCCAUACCUGAUUGGUUUUGGAGCCUAACAUCUCGGCUUUGGUGGGUGGAUCUUUCUGAUAACCAAUUGAGAGGAAAGCUUCCAUAUUCAGUUAGCUUUGUUUAUGAUAUCGGAGUGUGGGUAGAUCUAGGAUUCAACCUCUUGGGGGGUUCAAUCCCUCUAUGGCCAAAUGUUACAGAUCUUUCUUUGAGGAACAAUUUUUUCUCUGGACCAAUUCCCUCAAAUAUAGGCCAAGCAAUGUCUAAAGUGAGAAACCUGGAUCUUUCCAGAAAUUUUCUUAAAGGUAGCAUUCCCCCUUCCAUUAACAAAAUGGAAAAUUUGAGCUUUCUUGAUCUUUCAAGUAAUGAUUUAUCAGGAAUAAUUCCCAGCCGGUUGCAGGGCUUGAGAAACUUAAUGGUCUUAGAUUUGUCCAAAAACAAUCUGUCAGGUGGCGUUCCUAGCUCUCUUUGUUCAUUACCUUCUUUCAUCUUUUUGAAACUGAGCAGUAACAAUCUCUCUGGCGAGCUCUCUACAACCUUGCAGAACUGCUCAGGGUUGUUAUCUAUUGAUCUUGGAGAAAAUCGAUUUUCUGGGACAAUAUUAGACUUGGUAUCAGAUAAUCUGUUCUCUUUAUCAUACUUGGGAUUAAGAGCCAACAUCUUGACAGGCAGCAUUCCUGAACAACUUUGUAAGUUUCCCAAUCUGCACAUUAUAGACCUUGCUCAGAAUAAUUUAUCAGGGGCUAUUCCUGAAUGCUUGGGCAAUUUGGAAGCUUUUACCUAUUUGGGUCCUUUUUUCCAUGAAUUACCCUCAACCCAGCAUAUCUCAUUCUCACAGCACGUGGAGAUAGUGUCGAAAGGUAGAAAAAAUGAAUAUAGCAAGAUAAUUCCACUCGUUAACGCCAUUGACCUAUCGAGCAACAAUUUAGUGGGAGAGAUACCAGAUCACAUAACAGAGCUCUCAGCCUUGGGCACUCUGAAUUUAUCAUGGAACCAUUUGACUGGGAAGAUACCGGAGAACAUUGCCAACUUGCAACGGUUGGAGACACUUGACCUCUCACACAACAAUCUUUCAGGCCCAAUUCCUCCUAGCAUGUCCUCAAUGACUUUGUUGAACUAUUUGAAUUUGUCAUUUAACAACUUAUCGGGACAGAUUCCAAGUAGCAACCAGUUUCAGACCUUCAAUGAUCCUUCCAUAUAUCAAGGGAACCCAGAGCUCUGUGGUCCUCCAUUGUCAACCAGCUGCUCAUCUCCGAGAAAUGGAUAUGGAGAAGAUAAAAAUGGAGACUUGGAAGGUGAAGACAGAUCUGAAAAGCUAUGGUUCUACACGAGCAUGGCGCUGGGAUUCGCCACAGGAUUUUGGGUCGUUUGUGGCAGUUUGACAAUCAAACGGCCAUGGAGACAAGCCUAUUUCAAGUUUGUUGAUGAAAUGAAAGAUAGGCUCUUUGUGGUCAUUGCAGUGCGUAUAGCUCGUUUCCGAAAGAAGGUUGUGGAAGGACGAUGACGUGCUAAGGGUAAUAAAUAAUAAUUAAAUAAAGUUUGAGUAUCCUUUACAUUUUCACUCUUUUUUUUUUUUUGAAUAACGUUUUACUUCCUCUAGUUGUACCCUAACGACCGCAGCCGAGUGAUGAAGGAUGAUACUUGUGAGCACGAUGCACUUCAAAAGAUUGUAAUGGUCAUGAAAUAAAUUGUUGACUCACCUUGUUUCUAUA
Messenger RNA from Theobroma cacao (cacao), 3163 nucleotides. RefSeq names its product receptor-like protein EIX2. Gene Ontology annotation, molecular function: protein binding. The record is from RefSeq and is a predicted model, not a curated record. NCBI's taxonomy places the organism in Eukaryota, Viridiplantae, Streptophyta, Magnoliopsida, Malvales, Malvaceae.